AACCAUCUCUCCCUGCUAUUAGACUCAUCAGUUCUCUCCAUAUAUCCCCCUCACACACACACACACACGCAAUGGCUGCACAGGACGGAGGAAAAUCAGAAGUUGGUGUCAACUCUUCGCCUGCUCUGAAACCCAAGGAUUGGGUCCUUUUGUCUCUGAGGUUGGUUGCAUUAUUUGCCACGGCGGCGGCAACUAUUGUGAUGGCACUCAAUAAGCAGACCAACACUGUGGUGGUUGCCACCGUUGGUAACACCCCUGUAAAAGUUGCUGUCACUGCAAAGUUUCAGCAAACCCCAGCAUUUGUGUUCUUUGUGGUAGCCAACGGUAUGGCCAGUUUCCAUAAUUGGCUGAUGAUAGUGGUGGAACUUUUUGGGCACAAGAUUGAUUACAAGGGACUCCGCCUCGCAAUCAUUGCCAUUUUAGACAUGAUGACAGUAGCGCUGGCAUCAGCUGGGGAUGGGGCGGCGACAUUCAUGGCAGAGGUAGGGAAGAAUGGCAACUCACAUGCAAGGUGGAACAAGAUCUGCGACAAGUUCCAUGCCUACUGUGACCGUGGAAGUGGGGCGCUCAUUGCUUCCUUCAUUGGCCUCCUUAUCCUUUUAAUCAUAAAUGUCAUGUCUAUUAGCAAACUGCUCAAGCCCAAACACACUUAUAUCGGAGUCCCUUAAGCUAGCAUACGUUCUGAUCCUCUCUCUCUCUCUCUCUACCCUUUUUUUUUUGUGUCAAUUUGCUGGCCCGUUGAUUCCUUCUGUUUAUUGUUUUGAGCAUACGCUUACUGUGAUCAGCCUGUAGUGCAAUGUAAUGUAACCUUGUUUGGUUGUAAUCCAAAACCUAAAUAUGACAAUGGCUUUUAGUC
Messenger RNA from Juglans microcarpa x Juglans regia, 856 nucleotides. RefSeq names its product CASP-like protein 1B1. Lineage: Eukaryota; Viridiplantae; Streptophyta; Magnoliopsida; Fagales; Juglandaceae. The coding region runs from base 72 to 668 and encodes 198 amino acids. The transcript is spliced from 3 exons. The record is from RefSeq and is a predicted model, not a curated record.